CAUUCGAAAUCCUUACUUGUACCAGUUGAUACAUUUUCACUCUUCACUUAAUACUUUCCUAAGAUUGAACAUAGUACAUUAUAAUAGUACUCUCAAUAGCACUACAAUGGCUUCUCAAAGCAACAUCUCCUCCAUUGCCAAUUCCUUUGUCAUCACGCUCUUCAUCCUAUCCAUUCACGCCUCAUCCCAAGCCUUCUCCCGUCCCAUCCUCACCAAGGAUGAGCACAUGUUGAAGAAACAUGAACAGUGGAUGGCCCUACAUGGGCGUGUCUAUAAGAACGCUAUUGAAAAAGAUACCCGUUUUAAGAUAUUUAAAGAAAACGUUAAACUCAUAGAUGCCUUUAAUAAUAACAAUGGCAACGGUUCGGAUUUUAAAUUAGGUUUGAAUGUAUUUGCCGACCUUACAAACGAGGAAUUUUGGGCUACUUAUACCGGGUAUAAGAAGAAGCCCACCAACAUCAUGUCCAAUUUGGAGGCAAAGCCAUUCAGGUAUGGAAACUUCACCGCAGCACCGACUUCCCUGGACUGGAGAGCCAACAGAGCAGUCACUUCUGUCAAGGAUCAAGGAGAGUGUGGAUGUUGCUGGGCAUUUUCGGCGGUGGCAGCGAUGGAGGGAAUAACUAUGCUCAAAACAGGCAAGCUUAUCUCGCUGUCUGAGCAGGAGCUGGUGGACUGUGACACGAGCAUAAACGAGGGUUGUGAGGGCGGUUUCAUGGACUACGCAUUCCAAUUCAUCAAACGGAACGGAGGCCUCUCCCCAGAAGCCAAUUACCCCUAUGAGGGAGAGGACGGGAAGUGCAACAGCAAGAAGGCAGGAAAGAAGGCCGCCAAAAUCACGGGGUACGAGGACGUGCCCUCAAACAGUGAGAAGGCAUUGCUGCAGGCCGUGGCCAACCAGCCAGUUUCAGUUGCAAUUGAGGGGGGCGGGUUCAUGUUCCGGUUCUACUCCGGUGGUGUGUUCACUGGCUCGUGUGGAACUGAGCUGGAUCAUGCGGUUACUGCAGUGGGAUACGGGGCGACCUCUGGUGGGACCAAGUACUGGCUCCUUAAGAAUUCAUGGGGUACUGGGUGGGGGGAGAACGGGUAUAUGAGGAUCCAGAGGGACGUCAGUUCAAAGGCUGGGCUAUGUGGUCUUGCUAUGAAAGCCUCAUAUCCGACAGCAUGAGAUGGGUCAUAAAUAUAAUUAAGGUCUUAUGUUCGUGAAGCCUGCAUUGGUUUGCCUAUAAUUGUUUGCAUGUCCUCUUCAGUAAUGGUAUUUCCAGAAAUUAGUAGACAACUCAUCUGAUUACUAGGUAAUAAAGCAGUGAAGAAGUCAACUAAGACUGAAAUUGAAAGAUUUAUAGGAUUUUUCAUAUGAAUAUUGUUGUGCAAAAUCAAAGAAAUUCUAUAAGAAUUUAAGUUUGUGUAAGCAUCUUCGAUUACAUGUAAAGUUUGUGUAAGCAUCAUUUCCCAGCAACACAUUUGUCCUUUUACAUUA
This is a messenger RNA of Punica granatum (pomegranate), 1477 nucleotides long. The record is from RefSeq and is a predicted model, not a curated record. NCBI's taxonomy places the organism in Eukaryota, Viridiplantae, Streptophyta, Magnoliopsida, Myrtales, Lythraceae.